Messenger RNA from Paramecium octaurelia, 2575 nucleotides. Lineage: Eukaryota; Ciliophora; Oligohymenophorea; Peniculida; Parameciidae. The record is from the annotation of a GenBank genome assembly.
AUGGAAAGUGUAAAUUUUGGUGGUGAUAAUCCGUAGCCACGUUUCGGUCAUACAAUAUGUGUAAUAGCACCUAACAAGAUUGCAUUAUUCGGGGGUAAAAGCUAUGUGUAGUAUUUGAAUAGGUGCAGUAGGAGACACAGGAAGAUAUGUGAUUACAGGUGAUGUGUAUAUAGGAGACAUGACAACGAAGAAAUGGAAGAGAAUUGAAGCAAGUGGGAGUGUACCAACAAAUAGAGCAGCACAUUAAGCGUUAGCAAUAGAAUUGAAUUAAAUGAUUAUAUUUGGAGGAGCUGUAGGUGGAGGAGGAUUAGCAGAUGAUAAUUUAUAUGUAUUUGAAUUAAGAGAUGACACAGGAACAUGGGUAACAGUACCAGUAAUAGGUACGACCCCAGGUAGAAGAUAUGGACAUACUAUGGUUUUGAUUAAACCACAUUUAAUAGUGUUUGGUGGUAAUACAGGUUAGGAACCUGUCAAUGAUGUUUGGAGUUUUAAUUUAGAGAAAUCUCCCUAUUCUUGGCAGAAGUUGGAGUGCUCUUCUGAAUAGCCAAGUGUGAGAGUUUAUCAUUCUGCUGCAUUAUGUACAACAGGAUCAGCAAAUGGAAUGAUGGUAGCAUUUGGAGGUAGAACCAAUGAUUAAGGAGCUUUGAAUGAUACUUGGGGGUUGAGAAAACAUAGAGAUGGAAGAUGGGAUUGGGUGAGAGCUCCAUAUAGAAAUUAAACUGAAUAGCCAUUGCAAAGAUAUUAGCAUUCAACUUUAUUUUUGGGGACUUUGAUGAUGGUGAUAGGAGGCAGAUCAAAUAAUGUUGGGGAGACUUUGCCUUUUGAAAUAUAUGAUACUGAAACCUCUGAUUGGUAUAAGUUUCAGGCAAUUCAAAGAUUCAGACACUCUUCUUGGUUGGUUGAUUAAUUUCUGUAUUUGCAUGGAGGAUUUGACUCUGAUUAACCAAACAUUCCAACAGAAGGCAUUUUAAGAUUGAAUUUAAAUACAAGAUUUGCUUAAACUCCUUAAUUGUUAAGACAAAUGAAUACUCUAAGGACUGAUCAAUCAUUCACCUAAUCAUUCAAUCCAAGACCACCAACCAACCAAACAUAAACGUAAGAUCAAUUCAGAAGAACAAAUCAAUAAUAACCAUAGGCCAGAAGUAAAAUUAACUAUCAUAUUAGAUUAAAAUAAUAAUUAGUAAGUACGAGUAUCUAGUGCAACUAACAAGAAUAUCCGAUUAGCAAAUCAAGCUAUUGUUGCUAUGACUUAUGGGCCAGAAGAGGAUAUAACAAAUUAAGUCAAGAAAGUACCAAUUGACAAAUUACAGGAUGAACAUAAGAAAUUGGGAGCUGGAUUUCAGGAUCCAAAUUCUCAAAAUAAAUCAUAGUUUUUAGAUUAAUUAUGCCAACCUUUCGUUUAAAACUUAUUGAUACCAAAAGAUUAUCAAUCCAUUCCACCCAAUUCUAAUUUGUUGACAGGGAUAAGAAAAGAAAUGAUAAUUAAAUUGUGUGAUGAAGUUCAAAGAGUUUUAGAUAAGGAACCAAUAGUUUUAAGAUUGAGAAGACCAAUCAAAAUAUAUGGAAAUCUAAAUGGUUAAUUUUUAGACUUGAUGAGAUUUUUUGAUCAUUUUAAAGCUCCAUAUGAUAAUUUGUAUAACGGAGACAUUGAUUCAUAAGAUUAUUUGUUUUUGGGUGAUUAUGUAGACAGAGGAACAAGAUCAUUGGAAAUAGUGCUAUUAUUAUUCACUUUGAAAUUAAAAUAUGCAGAUCAAAUUCAUCUACUUAGAGGACAUCAUGAAGAUGCUAAAAUCAAUAAAAUUUAUGGAUUCGCAGAUGAAUGCUUUCUAAAAUUUGCAGAAGAUAUCAUGGAUCCUAAUAGCAUAUAUUAGAGAAUCAAUAGAGUUUUUCAGUAUUUGCCAUUAGCAGCAGUGAUUGAAGAUAAAAUCUUAUGUGUUCAUGGUGGAAUAGGAUAGACUAUGCGAACAGUAGAUGAAAUUGAACUUAUUUAAAGACCAUUGGAAAUUGUACAUGAUCCAAAAACCGUAUUUGAAUUAAUUUAAUUUUUAGUACUAAUAGAAGAUUGCUUUGGAGUUAUUAUGGUCAGAUCCAUGUUUGGCUGAAGAGGAAUUAGAGAAUCAACCAAAUCCAGAGAGGGACAUAUUCUAAAAUAGACAAAUUAUAAGAUUUGGAACAAACAGAGUUAGCAAAUUCUUAUAAGAAAAUAAUUUGAACAUCAUUAUAAGAUCGCACGAACCAACUCAAGAAGGAUUUGAAAGACAAAAUAAUAAUGUCAUUACAGUGUUCUCUUGUCCAGAUUACGGUGCCAAUUCUCAAAAUAACAAAGGAUGUACCCUAUUUUAUUAAGACUUAAGCCAUGCUCACUAUUUCCAAGAGAGGUGAGAUUAUUCCCAAAGUUAUUUUACCUGUAAAUUCUACUUCGGAAUCAAGAUGGAUGGAUCUAGAAGAAGCAAUCCAAAGGAAGAAAGGAUUCGCCAAAUAUGUAGUUAUAGACAAUGAUGAAUUACAAUGGAGAAAAAGAUAGUUCACACCACUCAGAUCUAAGAAAUCCUAAUCUUAAAAGUAAUUCGCAUGA